Molecule: messenger RNA, 910 nt
Organism: Mytilus trossulus (common blue mussel)
Lineage: Eukaryota; Metazoa; Mollusca; Bivalvia; Mytilida; Mytilidae
Exons: 3
Coding region: 108-794 (228 amino acids)
Source: RefSeq, a predicted model, not a curated record
UGACGUGGGUGCUCCUUCUUUGUCUUUUCCCAAUAAAACUGUUUUCAGCAUAUGAUACCGAUGAUGCAUAUGUCCCAAGGGUUGUGUAUCCCGGGCUUAUUCGACCAAUGGGAUCCCCUGAUAUAAGAAUAAUUUCACUUACUCGAGUUUUGGAUGAACAAAAAUUAGUGACAAUAUACACCGCUAAAUUUGAAGCACCUAACGAUGUUAAAUUUGAGUUGGGCGAGUAUAUUUUCAGCAUUAUACACGAAAAUAAUGAAAAUAUAUUCGAAGUCGUUGUAAAAGUGCCUAAAAACCAGCUAUCAUACAACCCAAGUAUAAGUGCCAGGACAUCAACUGAAAACAUAACUGUUUACAUGAAGGCUUCAUCAAUACAGAAUACAUUGCAGACCGAUUUUGAUAUAUCUAGUUGUCAGUAUCAGCUAUCACAGAAUAUAACAGAGACGUCUGCAGGUGGAUAUGUGAUUACGUAUCAAGCAAUAGUCACUGGCUGUACAAUGGAAGAUGCUGACAUUUUCGAGUAUUUUGUGGUCAGGUUAAAUGGUUUAGAUUCCAUUCCUGACGGAACAGAUCAGAGAAAUAUUGACAGAAAGUACACUGAUAAAUACUUUAACCAAACAUCGAAAUACAGUAAUUACGAUGAAAAAUACGAAACUGUGGUCACAUGUUCCAUCAAUUUGUCCACUAUGCAGGCUGAUGACGUAGAAAUAGCAGGAAUUUACUUUAAUUUCUUAUCGGUAUCUUUAAAUUUUGAAAACCUUGUCGCUUCUAUACGACUCCAAAUAAGAGGAUAAUUUCCAAGAUACGAAUCGAUCGCGUUCUUCUUAGUUCCUAAUGCAAUACUUCUUUUAGUUUUCUUCUGUUUGUUUUGUUCAACUCUUUACAUUUAUCAAUAACACUCUUUAUAAUA